CCUAGGGCAGGGCGUGCGUGCGCUGGGGUUUUGCGAUGGAGCAGCUGGAGCUCCUGCUUUUCCAGUUCUUGAUGCCCGACAAUGACGCUCGCAAGAAUGCAGAGGAGCAAAUCAAGCAUCUCGCCAGGGAUCCGGAGCUCGUGCCCGCGCUACUGCACCAGAUCCGCAACGCCAGGUCUGCAAAUGUGCGCCAGCUCGCGGCGGUGCUGCUGCGCAAGAAGAUCGUCGGCCUGUGGAUGAAGCUCAAUCCGCAGCUCCACGCCUCGCUCAAGAAUUUGCUGCUGGAGAGCAUCACACUCGACAACAGCCUCGCCGUGCGACGUGCCAGUGCUGAUGUGGUGAGCGCUUUGGCGAAACAAGACGUUCCAGCAGGAAAUUGGCCAGAGCUACUGCCUUUCCUCUUUCAAUGCAGCCAGAGUUCGCAAGAAGAUCAUCGCGAGGUGGCGCUUGUGCUUUUCAGUUCUCUCACGGAAACCAUUGGAGAGAUUCUCAGGCCACAUUUCGCGACUUUGCAUGUCAUCUUUCUCAAUGGAUUGAGAGACCAGAGCGCCAAAGUCAGAGUUGCGGCUCUCAAGGCAGGCGGAACGCUCGUAGGAUACAUCGAGAGCGAGGAUGAAGUGAGGAUGAUGCGCGAGCUCGUUGCGCCUAUAUUGGAUGUGUCUCGCUACUGUCUAGAGACGGGGAGUGAGGAUGUCGCUGUUCUCGCUUUUGAGAUUUUUGACGAGCUUAUUGAAUCCCCGGUCUCUCUGCUCGGGCAGUCCAUUCCUGUGAUCGUCCAUUUCGCACUGGAGGUAGCCUUGAACAGCAAGUGGGAGCAAAGCACUCGUUAUCAGGCUUUGCAGACUAUAUCGUGGCUUGCGAAGUAUAAGCCGAAGACUCUGGUGAAACAUAAGCUAGUUCCGGCUAUCAUCUCAUCCAUGUGUCAGAUUCUUUCGGAGGAAGACGUUGAGCUGGACGAAUACUCUGUUUCUGCAGACCGCGCUGCUGCCGAAGUCCUAGACACUAUGGCCCUGCACCUGACCAACAAGCACGUCUUUCCGCACGUGUUCUCGUUUUCGCUGUCGAACUUUCAGCGGUCUGAGUAUACCAUCCGCGAAGCAGCAGUGAUGUCUCUGGGGAUAAUAGCCGAAGGCUGCUACGAGAUCAUGAGAAGCAACUUAACUGACAUCCUGAACUUGGUGCUACAAGCAUUUGAGGAUCAAGAGAAAGCUGUACGAGGAGCUGCGGGCUUUACGAUUGGUCAAUUUGCGGAGCACUUGCAGCCAGAGAUUGUUCUGCAUUACGAAAGAGUUCUUCCUUGCAUCUUCAAAGUUUUGACAGAUCCAAAUGCUGAAGUUCAGGAGAAGGCGUACUACGCGCUUGCUGCUUUCUGUGAGCAUUUGGGAUCGGAAAUUCUGCCAUUCUUGCCGGUUUUGAUGGAGAGAUUGGUGGCCACUCUGCAGUGUAGCCGGAGAGAUUUGCAAGAAACUUGCAUGUCAGCCAUAUGCUCGACAGCAGCAGCAGCGCAGUCUGCAUUCAUUCCAUAUGCUCCAGGAGUUCUCGAGCUGAUGAAAGGCUUUCUUGUUCUGACUGCUGACGAAGAUUUGCCCGCUCGCGCCAGGGCUACGGAGCUGGUCGGUAUCAUUGGCACUGCGGUUGGCAGGCAAUAUAUUGAGCCCGUUCUUCCCUCCUUUAUCGAGGCAGCCAUUUCUGGCUUCUCUCUGGACUACACUGAGCUUCGUGAGUACAGCCAUGGCUUCUUCAGUUCGGUGGCUGAAAUCCUUGAAGGAGACUUAGAACAGUAUCUUCCGCGUUUAGUGCCCUUAGCCUAUGCAACUUGUGAUCUUGACGAUGGCACCACGGUGGAUUUUGAGGUAGAAAACGAAGACGGAGAGUUUGGUGAUGUAUCGUCCGACGACGGCAACGAUAACAACCAAAAUUUACGCAAUGUCAGUAUCCGGACUGGUGUAUUGGACGAGAAAGCUGCGGCCACUCAGGCCUUGGGAGCAUUUGCUCUGCAUUCCAAAGGCGCAUUCAUGCCCUAUCUUGAGGCGACAUUGAAGAUUCUGAGAAAGCACAGCAUGUACUUCCACGAGGAUGUCCGCUUGCAAGCUUUCAUUGCGCUCCAACAUAUGCUCACGGCAACACAAGCUACCUUUCCAAACACUGACACAAUCUCAGCUCAAGCAAAACAUGUUCUUGGUGUUGUAAUGGAGCUGUAUCUGAUGUGCCUGAAAUCAGACAGUGAUAAGGACACUGUUUCACAGGUGUGCACCUGCCUAGCAGAAAUCUACAGGCAUCAGGACGCGAAAGCAAUGGAACCUUUUUUCUUGCUCACAUCCGAAGAGGUUCUGAAACUUCUACGGCAGGAAGCCACAUGCCAGCGAACGGACGAUACAGACGACGAGGACGAUGGGCAGCUGGACACAGAUCAAGCACUGAUGGAUGCGGUUGCAGACGUUCUACCAGCCAUGGCAACCUGUAUGGGCCCAUCUUUUGAGCCGAUAUUUUCUCAACAUUUUGAAGCCUUGAUGAAGUUUUCGAAAGAAAGCCGCGCUGCAAAUGACAGAACAAUGGUGAUUGGAUGCGUUGCGGAGAUCGCUCGUGCGAUUGGAUCACAGAUCAUACCCUACAUUCCACGAGUCAUGCCGGUGGCUCUCCAAGAACUGAGGUCAGCCGAGGCAGCAAAUCGGCGCAACGCUGCAUAUUGUGUGGGCCAACUGUGCAAGAAUGGCGGUGUCAAAGCCGAGGAAUUCUACGGAAGUGCUCUUGCGGCGUUGCAUCCUUUGUUUAGCGAGGGAGAAGAGGACGUGGUGCGAGACAAUGCAGCUGGAGCCGUGGCGAGAAUGAUCACGACUCAGUCGCAAGCUUUUCCUUUAUCACAGGUCCUCCCAGUCCUCGUCCGAGCACUCCCUGUGAAAGCCGACUUGGAAGAGGCGACCGCUGUCUACACUUGCCUCAGCAAUUUGAUUCUAGCGUCGCAACCAGAGAUUCUACCAUUGGUGCCGCAAGUGCUGCCAAUUUUCGCCAAGGUGGCCGCCUCCACCGACGAGCUCCCCGAAGAAGCGAAGGUGCUAAUCGGGCGAGCGGUGGCACACUUGCUGUCCCAUUAUCGCGAUGAGAUGCAGCCUCUUCUCAGCAACAUUCCAGCUGACCAAGCCAACGCACUGGCAGCGAUCGUGAGGAAGAUCUGAUACGAUAUCAGGCAAGAGCUCUUCUUCUUCUUCUUCUUCUUCUCUCUCUCUCUCGCGGUGAGGAUUUUGUUUUCGUUCUCCUCCCCUCUUUCGAUUUUUCGUGAUCGAUCGAGCCAGCUCUCCUCGAUCACGCGAGUUUUGGCGUUGGAUUAUUUUUGUGGAAUCGCGUCGCGUGGGAACGAAAGUUAGCGAACUUAGCGUGCGGUUUAUUCUGUUG
This is a messenger RNA of Selaginella moellendorffii, 3390 nucleotides long. Its product is annotated as importin-4. Gene Ontology annotation, cellular component: nucleus; cytoplasm. NCBI's taxonomy places the organism in Eukaryota, Viridiplantae, Streptophyta, Lycopodiopsida, Selaginellales, Selaginellaceae. Gene Ontology annotation, molecular function: nuclear import signal receptor activity; small GTPase binding. Bases 36 to 3173 code for a protein of 1045 amino acids. Gene Ontology annotation, biological process: protein import into nucleus. The transcript has 20 exons. The record is from RefSeq and is a predicted model, not a curated record.